AUGACCAAUCAAGACAGCCAGUACAAGACAAUUGAGGCCACAAUCAAAUGGCUGCAAGAGUACAAGUCGCUGGCGGUUUUGUCGAGACCGCGAAUCACCGAGUUUCUAGAUCCGAAAUUUGUCAACGAAGCGGUUGAGUGUAUCAUCGGUGAGCGGCCCAUCGAAACAAGCGCAAUCGAUGACAACACCCAAUAUUUCAAAGUAUUAGCUGACUUUCUAGCAGACAUGUUCGUUGGCACUGAGGUGGUAGAAGCGCACAUACAAGCUAUGGAUUCUUCGUUAUUGGACAGGUACGUGAAGGGGGAGACAAAGUGGGAGUUUGUGGAAGACUUGGCUUUGACCGAAGCUAUCUACCAUUACUGUUGCUUACUAUUGGUUAGUAGUGUUCGAGGAAAACGAAUGGCGUGGGCGAUGACCAAUAUUAAUUACCUGCCGUUGGAGUAUAAAAAGGUGCUGGAGAAGUUCAGUCUAAUUGCGGACAAGCAGUCUGAAUUCGAAGGAUUCGAGGAAAAUUCGGACAAUGCAGAACUGGAAGAAGCCUUACGAGAGAAGGAGGAACAAGCCCAAUUUCUCCAAUCACAGCUGAAUGAACUACACGAAACGAGCCAACUUAAAGAGCAGCAGCUGCUUACCGAGCUGGAAAGUAAAGAGGAAAAAUUGAAAGCUUACGAUCAAUUGGUGGCUAAAUUAAAGAUACAAAAUGAACAGUUUCAUCAUAACUUCAUGGAUACGUCUGUUGAUUCUACACUCAACAAACACUCGAAACUGGAGAUGAUUUCAUUCGAAAAUAAAGUUUUAGAACACUUUAUUUCCAUAUUGGCAAAAGCGGCAGAUUAG
Ogataea parapolymorpha DL-1 is the source of this 837-nucleotide messenger RNA. RefSeq lists its product as uncharacterized. The coding region runs from base 1 to 837 and encodes 278 amino acids. The transcript has a single exon. NCBI's taxonomy places the organism in Eukaryota, Fungi, Ascomycota, Pichiomycetes, Pichiales, Pichiaceae. The record is from RefSeq and is a predicted model, not a curated record.